Ziziphus jujuba (common jujube) is the source of this 885-nucleotide messenger RNA. Its product is annotated as chitinase 2. The record is from RefSeq and is a predicted model, not a curated record. NCBI's taxonomy places the organism in Eukaryota, Viridiplantae, Streptophyta, Magnoliopsida, Rosales, Rhamnaceae. The transcript has 2 exons. Gene Ontology annotation, biological process: carbohydrate metabolic process. The coding region runs from base 1 to 885 and encodes 294 amino acids. Gene Ontology annotation, molecular function: hydrolase activity, hydrolyzing O-glycosyl compounds.
AUGGAGUUGUUGUUCACUACCCUUUUGGUCACCCUCCUCUCCAGCACUCCAACUAAGAGUAAGCUCUUCCGGGAGUACAUAGGGGCAGAAUCUGAUUCAAUAAAGUUAUCUGAUGUGCCAAUUAAUUCCAAUGUAGAAUUUCACUUCAUCCUUGCCUUUGCAAUUGAUUACUCAACUGGUAGCAAUCCAUCACCAACAGAUGGAAUAUUCAAUGCGUUUUGGGAAAGCAAGCAUAUUACGUCUGCUAAGAUUACUUCAACCAAACGCAAUCAUCCCAAUGUCAAGCUUGCUCUAAGCUUAGGUGGUGAUACUGUUGGCAACAAGAAGGCAAAUUUUGCACCCAAAUCUAUAGACUCUUGGGUUCAAAAUGCCAUUUAUUCGCUCACCAAAAUGAUCAAACUAUAUAAUAUAGAUGGUAUUGAUAUUGACUAUGAGCACUUCAUCACGGAUCCCAACACCUUCGCGGAAUGCAUCGGACGGCUCAUAUCGAAUCUCAAGAAAAGUAGGACCAUCAAGUUUGCUUCCAUUGCCCCUUAUGAUGAUGAUGAUGGGCCUGUUGAAAAGCAUUACAGGGCUCUUUGGAACAAAUAUGGGCAUGUCAUAGACUACGUGAACUUCCAAUUUUAUGCUUAUGACAAGCCAAGUGUGUCUCAGUUUGUCAAAUACUUCGACAUACAAGCUUCUAACUACAAAGGAGGUCAGAUUUUAGCCAGCUUUAUCAGUGGUGGUAGGCAAGGUUUGGGCCCUGAAGAUGGGUUUUUUGAGGCCUGCAAAGAGUUGAUGGGCCAAGGGAAGCUUGGGGGUAUUUUUGUAUGGUGUGCUGAUGAAUCGGAAACGUAUGGUUUCAAGUACGAGAAGAAAUCUCAGGAUAUGUUGGUUUCCUGA